CUGCGCGUUCCGUGGGACACUGGUGCAUUGCGGGAAAUGUAGUCUUCUGGAGUUGCCGCUGAAGCUGCUGUACCUGAUCUGUAGGUGACGAGUCCCAAGUAGGAAGUGUGGAAGUUGUGGGACCGGCUCUUGACGGCUCUGAGCUGUGGACGGUAAAUGACGAUAUUUUAUGGGUGAAUCGAUUAAAAUGGAAAUUUCCAAUCCUCUCACCAAUCUGGCAUGGACAUCUGGCCAAUCAACGUGCCCCAAAACCCACACUAUAGUUGCAGCUACCACAGAAGGAGCAUCUGCUAACUUUGUAAAGGGAUUUAACCAGAAAUCUGCGCUUUAUCUCUGCUACAGCACAACACCAGAGAGCACGGAACUUGUGAUUACUGACGUUAUAAUACUGAGUGAAAAGAGCCCCUUACCGGUAGGAUUUGCAUUUAUCGGGGAAUACAUAGAUGCAAAGGUUACAGUUCCUAAGAAGAAGCGUCUGUGUGCUAAUUGGAGCCCUAUACACACUGCGGGUUCUGCUGUCUCGGAAAUCAAGCUUACCGUGAAGAACAAGCAGCUUGGCCCCCCAUAUACACGUAUCGGUGAUAUGAGUGGCCUGGCCUUGUGGUGCAAGAAGGUUCCUGUUUCUGCCCCAAAACCUACUCCUAAGCCUCGAAACAUCACAUCGGGCAUCAGAGGACUGAGCCUAGAUACCAGCAGCCCGGCACAGCCAAGCACAGACCUGGCUCCUGCUCCCGUAGUUUCUCCUAAACCAGGUGGAAAAUCACCCAACCCCAUAUACGAGGCCGGCAUCUACGGUGUCUCUGCUAUUGAUGGAAUUCCCUUCACCAUCCACCCGAUGUUUGAAAGCAAGGCUGCCGGAAAUGAUAUAAUCUCUUCUAACUUCAGGGAUCUUCGAAUCAAAACCUUGGCUGACAUAGAAAACGAGUACAACUACGGAUUUGUGGUGGAGCGCACGGCUUGUGCUAGAUGACUGAUGCAACUACUGUAGUCUUCAGUGGACUCGUCUGCAAUAAUUACCUGACCAAAUGUUGGUGACUUGAAAUGUAAAAAUGAAAAAUAUAUGUAUAUACACUCAUACACUCAAUAUACACACAUAAGGCUGGUUCUGAGCUAGGACCAAAUCAGAAAAAAGUACAGCAAGUAACUUUGCAUCUGGAACAAGGGUUAAUCCAUAUCAAAUGGUCCCGAAUUAAAUUAAUUGGUUGCUUGAC
This is a messenger RNA of Pseudophryne corroboree (corroboree frog), 1211 nucleotides long. It is a transcript of the gene MVB12A, whose product is annotated as multivesicular body subunit 12A. The record is from RefSeq and is a predicted model, not a curated record. Bases 170 to 970 code for a protein of 266 amino acids. NCBI's taxonomy places the organism in Eukaryota, Metazoa, Chordata, Amphibia, Anura, Myobatrachidae. The transcript has 10 exons. Gene Ontology annotation, cellular component: cytosol; ESCRT I complex. Gene Ontology annotation, biological process: receptor catabolic process; viral budding; virus maturation.